This is a messenger RNA of Lolium perenne, 669 nucleotides long. NCBI's taxonomy places the organism in Eukaryota, Viridiplantae, Streptophyta, Magnoliopsida, Poales, Poaceae. The record is from RefSeq and is a predicted model, not a curated record.
AUGCCGACGCUAACAAGAGGCAGGCCAGCUUCAAAACUUGAUGACUGGCGCUGCAUUGUGCACGCCUGUGUCGAGAGUUGCCGCCGCAAGAUCUGGCUGACGAAGUCAAGCGAUCUGCAAAAACCCGCCAACCUCGCUGCCCCGCCCCCAUCUUCCCCGUCGCCGGCCGGGCCCCGCGCCGGCCCGGCUUCCAAGCCGCCGGCAGGCUCCCGCGCCCGCCUUCCUUCUCCGCUGCCGGAGGCUCCUCGCUUCGGCCCGCCCAUCCUUCCCCAACCCGGAAGAUCCUCGCGCUGGCGCGUCUUCCCCGUCGCCGGCAGGCUCCCGCGGCAGCCGUCCUUCCUCACGGUCGCCGGCCCCCUCGUGGCCAAGUCAACCCUCCUUCCCUGUCUCCGGCAGGCCCCCGUGCCCCCAAGCUUCGCCGCCCACGAGCCCACCAAGGCGCAUCCCCUCGUCUUCUUGGUCCUGUCGGGCUCGGGCCGAACCGACCGUCAGCCGCCGUUCCGCCUGGCUCUACCUCCCGCCGGCGCCGUGGACGAUCCCGCGACGCCCAGGCUCACCCUCAAGCUCCAGCGCCCAUGCCCCCAGCAGAUGAGGCCACUUGCCCGGAUCUUGACCUCCCGCAGGGUCCUUUCCGUGGUGGUCGAAAAUCGGCCUCCCAAGUUCCCAUAG